This is a messenger RNA of Hyaena hyaena (striped hyena), 4984 nucleotides long. It is a transcript of the gene PHLDB2, whose product is annotated as pleckstrin homology like domain family B member 2. Gene Ontology annotation, biological process: regulation of microtubule cytoskeleton organization. The record is from RefSeq and is a predicted model, not a curated record. The transcript has 21 exons. Gene Ontology annotation, cellular component: basal cortex. The coding region runs from base 253 to 4131 and encodes 1292 amino acids. NCBI's taxonomy places the organism in Eukaryota, Metazoa, Chordata, Mammalia, Carnivora, Hyaenidae.
GUUGCAGCUCGUGACCACUGUACGCAGGGACCAGUGAAAGCAGAAAAGGAAGUGGAGAGGACACCUUGAUUUUUGUGCUUGGGAAAAAGUGAAAGCCUGUGUUGAUGCUUCUUGCCAUCGUCCCAAACUCUUCGGUGAGGACUGAAACAGUCGUGGACCACCACUGCAGAGUCCGGAAGGAAGGUGAGAGAAGAAUCCAGAUUCUAAAGGCAGCAGUCAAGUUUCUGCUUUGAGAUUUAGCAGAAGAUUCUGAUGGAGGAGGAUAAUACCCAGAGAGAGGAGCCGAAGCAAGACCGAAUUGGUGACGUGCCUAUUGAUUCCAGCAAGAUCAUGGCAGAGCAUAGCCACCUGCAAAAGCAGCUUGAUUUACAAAAUGGUAGCUUAGAGGCAGAUUUUGUGACAAAUUCCCUGGAGGACGAUUCCCAAAACAUGAUGGAGAGCUUGAGCCCGAAGAAAUACUCUUCCAGUCUGAGAUUUAAAGCCAACGGAGACUAUUCUGGCUCUUAUUUAACCCUCUCUCAGCCAGUGCCUGCUAAGAGAAGCCCUUCCCCUCUGGGAACCAGUGUCAGGAGUAGCCCCUCCCUGGCCAAAAUCCAAGGAAGCAAGCAGUUCUCCUGUGAUGGAACUGACAAAAGUCUUUCCCUGAAGCCGCCUACUCCUCUACUCAGCACCUCCCCGUCCCUCAGCGGGUAUCCACUUGGGAGAGGGGACUUUGAUCAUUAUACCAGCCGCGACAGUGAAAGGUCUUUGAGGCUCACAGAGAAGCCUCCCUAUUCCAAAUAUAGCUCAAGGAAUAAAUCCCACGACAAUGUCUACUUUCUCGGGGGACUGGAAGGCCGGAAGGCGUCUGGCUCACUCCUGGCCAUGUGGAAUGGAAGUCCCCUGAGCGACAGCGGCUUCUCUCCCAUCAGCCGGUCAGGGGCGGCGAGCAUGCCUUCAAGCCCAAAGCAAGCCAGGAAAAUGAGCGUCCAGGACAACCUGAUCCUUCAGCCCAAGUUGACCCGACACAAGGAGCCGGCGUUGGAAAACGUGGGUUUAAGAACUAGGAAGUAUUCGGGCAGCAGCCUGAGUCACAUGGGGGCCUACAGCCGCUCUCUCCCCAGGUUGCACAGGGCCACAGACAACCAGCUGACACCCCUCACUUUGCCUCCCAGAAACUCCCUGGGCAACUCCAAGCGAACGAAACUGGGGGAAAAGGAUCUACCUCAUAGCAUAAUAGACAAUGACAAUUACCUGAACUUUUCUUCUUUGAGCUCAGGGGCUUUACCCUAUAAAACCCCCAUGUCUGAGGGCAACCCUUACGUAAGUUCCACCCUCAGUGUCCCUGCCAGCCCUCGAGUGGCUCGGAAGAUGCUUCUGGCCUCCACCUCCUCCUGUGCCUCCGACGACCUUGACAGGGCUUCCUAUUCGGGGCCCAGCCCGGGUCAUUUGUUUCCCGCUGGAGAGCCGGACAGAGUUUUUGCCACCAGGAGGAACUUCUCUUGUGGAUCUGUCGAGUUUGAUGAUGCAGAUUUGGACAGCCUCAGACAGGCCUCAGGAACUCCCCAGCCCAUCCUUCGGGAAAGGAAAAGCAGCAUUAGCUCCAUUUCAGGCCGUGAAGACCUGAUGGAUUAUCACCGGCGGCAGAGGGAGGAGAGACUCAGGGAGCAGGAGAUGGAGCGACUGGAGAGACAGCGCCUGGAGACCAUCCUCAGUCUCUGCGCUGAGUACACAAAGCCCGACAGCCGCUUGUCCCCCGGCACCACCGUGGCAGAUGUGCAGAAGAUCAACAAGGAGCUUGAGAAGCUGCAGCUCUCUGACGAGGAGUCUGUGUUUGAAGAAGCUGUGGUGAGCCCCGACACCCGCUACAGGUGCCACCAGAAAGGCCCUCUCCAAGACGCGGUCGCGGCGGUCUUCGGGGGCGGCGGUCAGAGCAGCGCCAGCUUCCUUUCCCCCAGGAGCAUCAGGAAUGACGACCUGCUCAGGGACCUCACGGCUGCCUUCCUGAAACCUUCCAGCGAGUCCGCUUAUCUCAGUAUCCUACCGAAGACCCCAGAGGGUAUAAACGAAGAACAAAGGAUUCAGGAGUUGGCAGCAAUGGAAGAGACCCGGAUAGCAAUUCUCAAUAACCUCGAGGAGCUUGAACAAAAAAUCAAAGAUAUAAAUGACCAGAUGGAUGAAUCUUCCAGAGAGUUGGAUAUGGAAUGUGCCCUUUUGGAUGGAGAACAGAAAUCUGAGACAACUGAACUUAUGAAAGAGAAGGAGAUUUUGGAUCAUCUAAACCGGAAAAUAGCGGAACUGGAAAAGAACAUUGUUGGUGAAAAGACCAAGGAGAAGGUAAAGCUUGAUGCUGAAAGGGAAAAACUAGAGAGGCUUCAGGAGCUUUACUCCGAGCAGAAGACCCAGCUGGACAAUUGUCCUGAGUCCAUGAGGGAACAAUUACAACAACAACUGAAGAGGGAUGCCGACUUGUUGGACGUGGAGAGCAAGCACUUUGAAGAUCUGGAAUUCCAGCAGCUUGAGCAUGAGAGCCGCCUGGAUGAGGAAAAGGAGAACCUGACCCAACAACUCCUGCGUGAAGUGGCUGAAUAUCAACGGAACAUUGUCACCAGAAAGGAAAAGAUUUCUGCCUUGAAAAAGCAAGCCAACCACAUUGUUCAGCAGGCUCAGAGAGAGCAAGAUCAUUUUGUAAAAGAAAAGAAUAAUUUAAUAAUGAUGUUGCAGAGAGAAAAGGAAAAUCUUUGUAAUUUGGAAAAGAAAUACUCCAGCCUCUCUGGGGGAAAAGGGUUUCCCGUCAACCCCAGUACUCUAAAAGAGGGCUAUAUCAAUGUAAAUGAAAUUAAUGAGCCAUGUGUCAAUUCCACGAAUCUAUCCCCUUCCUCUCAGUUCCCUGCUGAUGCUGAUGCUGUUGCCACUGGGCCUCCCACAGCUGUGCCGGUGAGCCAGCCACAAAAUAAAGAGCAUUUUAGAAGUCUGGAAGAAAGGAAAAAACAGCAUAAAGAAGGCCUCUAUCUGAGUGACACUUUGCCUCGAAAGAAAACCACACCUUCCAUAUCCCCACAUUUCAGCAGUGCUACUAUGGGGAGAAGCACCACCCCAAAGGCUCACCUGCCCCUGGGACAGAGCAACAGCUGCGGCAGCGUGAUGCCUCACUCACUGGCAACCAUGACCAAAGACUCCGAAUCUCGGAGGAUGCUCAGAGGAAGAAUGAAUUUCUCAGCAGGAGCAAUUAGUAAUUCCAAAAGUUCAAGUAUCAAAGGGUAUAAUCACCAGCAGAUGAGUGAAGGACAAAGGCAGAAACCUUCUGAAUUUUACAACCGCACAGCAUCUGAAUCAAAUGUCUACUUGAACAGUUUCCACUAUCCUGAUCACAGCUACAAGGACCAGGCCUUUGAUACUUUGAGCCUAGACAGCUCCGAUAGCAUGGAGACCAGCAUCUCUGCCUGCUCACCUGACAAUAUCUCCAGUGCCAGCACUUCAAAUAUUGCCAGGAUAGAAGAAAUGGAGAGACUUUUGAAGCAGGCUCAUGCAGAGAAGACGCGGCUGCUUGAAUCCAGGGAACGGGAAAUGGAAGCCAAGAAACGAGCUCUGGAAGAAGAAAAACGACGCCGAGAACUCCUGGAAAAACGAUUGCAGGAAGAAACUAGCCAGCGGCAGAAGUUAAUUGAAAAGGAAGUAAAAAUAAGGGAGAAACAAAGGGCACAGGCCCGACCUUUAACACGCUAUCUGCCUGUCCGGAAGGAAGACUUUGAUUUGCGAAGCCACGUAGAGACUGCCGGCCACAAUAUCGAUACCUGUUAUCAUGUAUCAAUCACAGAGAAGACCUGCCGAGGGUUCCUUAUCAAAAUGGGUGGAAAAAUUAAAACUUGGAAAAAACGAUGGUUUGUGUUUGAUCGGAACAAGCGUACAUUCUCUUAUUAUGCAGACAAGCAUGAAGCUAAAUUAAAAGGAGUGAUAUACUUCCAAGCCAUUGAAGAAGUGUAUUAUGAUCACCUCAAGAAUGCUAAUAAGAGUCCUAAUCCAUUACUCACCUUUAGUGUCAAGACGCACGACAGAAUCUACUACAUGGUUGCGCCAUCGCCGGAAGCCAUGAGGAUCUGGAUGGAUGUUAUAGUUACUGGGGCAGAGGGUUACACCCACUUCUUGUUGUAGUGAACUGGGCGCAACAGUCUACUUCAGGGCAGACUGCAAUCGUCUCUUACAAGAAUGAAGCCAUAUUCAAUCCCAGAUGGAAAGAGCCAACAGGCCCAUCCCUUUAACUGUGUGUACUCAGAACUCCUUUCACAUUAACAGGAAAUCAUUUAUAAAAGAGAAAAAGGGAUUUUUAAUGCAAAGCUUGAUGAUAAAUAGCAAAAGGAUUGAAGCACCUAUGAAAAAGAAAACACUAUUUUGGUAAACAGCAUCCCUUAGAGGAACAUUUCUUAUAAACUAUUUUUUAUCAGUUGUUUACUUUGGUGAAAUAAACUGAACAGUUUACAAAAUGUAUGUACUUGGAAAUAUGAAAUUAUUUUAACGCCCACAUUAUUGGCAUUGACGUUAUUCGUUAUUGACUGGCGUUUUAGAAAGCAUUUUGCUGAAGGUUAUUUUAUAAGUAGAAUCAAAUAAGGGGUUGGAGGGGAAUACAUUUUAGGAGUUUUGCCCUAAUUAUUAAGUACUGCACGUAAACCAAAGACUUGAUAUGACUUCUGUUCAAUAGUGGUAGUUUCAAGUGACAAACUGCAUUUAGUGUUACUCUCCAUUUUGAAAUGGGACUUCGAUGCCAUCAAUUGCCCAGGAAGUUGUCUCUGGAAAGUUACCACUGGCAUAAGCGACUGUACACAUAGAGCAAAUCACUUUUUGUAAAAGAAAAAACAAACAGUUCUGUGUCUCAGACAGAAGCAGUCCUAUUAGACAGACAUCCUGUCACUUUGAGCAAUUUAAAAUAAAGAGAAGAUAUCAUGUUUUGCUAAUGAUUUCUCCCUUCCCGGUGCUGAUAAUAAAGGUAACCGGUAGCCAAUUUCCUUUA